AUGCCUGUCAAAUGGGACGACAAGGCGAUGCUUGACCUGUUUAUGGUCGUCCUCUCCGUCACUAGACCAUCGCAGUUCUCCCCAGAGCAAAAAGCCGAGAUCGUCCAGGAGAUGAAGAUCCGCGGCUACGAUAUCGUGUGGAACGGAAUACGAUUGCAUCGUCAGGACUGGGACGCUCCCGGCCUGUACAAGGACCUUCUAGCCUCUAUGGCCAUCGCGUGCAAGCCUACGGCUGACACCCUGAAAGAGGUUUCAUAUCACCUUUACGUCAACUUGACUUCAACCCCUCUCAUCUUCAUCACGAUGGCAACCAAUCGACAGGCAUGGGAUGGAGAUGCUCAUCGCGACCUUCUCAUAGCCAUGGUCGACGUGCUUUCGCCUAGUGGCGAGCAGAUCCGCAAUAUCGUCGAGCGCACCACAACGAUGGGCUACACCUAUACGCCAAAGGCUGUUGUCCAGCAUUUGCAAAAGCUGAGACGCAGUGCAACCGAGGGCGGUGCAUCCACGGCAUCCCCAAAGACGCCGAAGCAAAAGGCGCCACGGACGCCCAAGAAGUCAACUGGAAAAACGAGCAUCAAAGCUGAUCCUAAGAGAAAAGUGGAAUUUGAAGAUGAGUCCACUGUGGACACCCCAUCCAAGAAGCCUCGCUUUUCGCAAGAGAUUGAGGAUUCCGAUGACUUCGAGGUCAAGAAAGAAAUCGUGGCGGAAGACAAUCUAAUCGAUUUUGGCGAGCCCUGA
Messenger RNA from Grosmannia clavigera kw1407, 738 nucleotides. RefSeq lists its product as uncharacterized. The record is from RefSeq and is a predicted model, not a curated record. Lineage: Eukaryota; Fungi; Ascomycota; Sordariomycetes; Ophiostomatales; Ophiostomataceae. The transcript is spliced from 5 exons. Bases 1 to 738 code for a protein of 245 amino acids.